UUCUAUUUAAGACCGUCUUAAGUUCAUCUUUAGAUUAUGCUUCGUAACUAAUGAAAUGAGCCAUACAGCAUCUGAAGAUGAACUUAAGACGGUCUUACAUAUAAAAUUCGACUAUGAAUGCCGAAACAUUGCAGACAGUACAUGUCGAAUAUUUAAGAAUAAAAUUGUUUUUACUCCACAUAUCCGCAUUCAACAAUCUUGGUGUACGAGUGAUUUAAUCGCGCUUACGCGAGAACCGCAAUUUUUCUUGGAAUAUCUUGUCUCUUCUCCUUUGAUUUCGUGUGCAUACACACAGGCUUUCUCACAAAUUGAACCACGUAUGCAAACUCACGCCAGUGUAUUAGUAAGGAGCAUUAUCACUGGUGAUACUUUUUCUCUUCUUUUCUCUGAUACUGGUUAACCUUGAGGCAUCGUCGUAGUGACGUUGUAUCGGUUCAAUGUAAUUGAACGUACUCAGAACACGGAGGGACAUCUUGGAAUAUCUCUCGAGUUCAGUGUUUCGUUUGUGGCCAACAUAAGCGACAUAUUCAAUUUUUGAACGGUUUACUGAGAGGAGAGAGAGAGAGAGAGAAGCCGGCCUGUCGAGAACGACGAGGAAAAACGGUCGUCUAUCAAAUUCAUUCACAUUGCCGUGCUUGUCGAAAAUAACGGUACCUGUCAAACAGUGAAGAUGAAGUGUUUGUUCGUUGGCAUCACAUUUUUCGCGUGUAACUACGUAAUAUGGGGCCAAGACUUUGUAUUUCCAAACAACGAGGAAAUGUCUCAUGUCAGCGGUGGUAACAGCACGGUAAUCACGGAACGUAUACCGGUUUCGACACCGGAUAAAUGUCCGAAAGAUAUGCUCCUUUAUCCAGGCGACGGCGUGAAGAGCGCCUGGGUGUGCGACUGUAGAUCCCGAUUUGUCUACUUUCCAAUGAACGAUUCCUGUUACGAAGUAUACCGGCAGGGUCCCUGCCCGGUGAACCAAUUCGUCGUCCUCCCGGAGGACGACGCGGUGCCGCGUUGCGAGGCGAAUCCUUGCAUCAUAGACGGUGUGGUGCCGUUCAACGGCACGUGUCACCUCCUCCAGUCGACUGGUGGUCCCUGCGGGCCCGACGCGGCAUUGGGCGUGAACGAGACCAACUUCCAACUGGAAUGCAUACCGAAGGAGGUCGUGCACUUUUCCAUAAUCAACACGCCCAGGAGGACCUGUCCGCCGGGCAGUCGUAGAAGCACGCUCGGCGAGUGCAAGAAAGUGGGUUAGACGCAUUACAUUGGGCCGCAUCACGUUGACAUACUAUUACGUCGUAGUACACGUGUAUUCACAGCUCAGGAUACAGAUAUGCUCGAAUGAUGUAUUAAAUAACGAUAGGCUCGUGUAACAAGUUUAUCUCUCCUCCUGACGUUGUAUACUCGGUUAGAUCUGUGUAUAUUAUAUCUCUUACACACACAUAUAUAAUCAGAAAAAUAUAUACAAAAAAAACAGUA
Dinoponera quadriceps is the source of this 1467-nucleotide messenger RNA. RefSeq lists its product as uncharacterized. Lineage: Eukaryota; Metazoa; Arthropoda; Insecta; Hymenoptera; Formicidae. The transcript is spliced from 3 exons. The coding region runs from base 671 to 1243 and encodes 190 amino acids. The record is from RefSeq and is a predicted model, not a curated record.